This is a messenger RNA of Aplysia californica (California sea hare), 5391 nucleotides long. Its product is annotated as centlein. Lineage: Eukaryota; Metazoa; Mollusca; Gastropoda; Aplysiida; Aplysiidae. Gene Ontology annotation, cellular component: centriole; centrosome. Gene Ontology annotation, biological process: protein localization to organelle; centriole-centriole cohesion. The record is from RefSeq and is a predicted model, not a curated record.
GUUUAUUGGUAGCAACUCGAGCAUGAUUGUUGUUGUUCUAACAGAGGGGUGAUUUGUCUUAACCGAAGAAUGCAUCGUCCUAUUCUGCCAUGAAAAGUGGAUCAGAAGCAAGAUGAAUUCUUCUUUUGAUUUUCUUGAUUUGUCUACAAUGAAGGAUCCAGAUAUAAACAAUUUGGUUUCUCAUAAUCAGAACUUGGCUGUCGAGCUUGCUCAGUGUCAGGCUGACAAAGACUUUGUUUGGUCCCUAUGGAAAAAACUUCAAGUUUCUAAUCCUGAUGUCACAGAGGCUAUCUCCCUGGUCAUCCAGAGAGAAAAGGAGAAGUCAGAGGUCAAAGAUCGCAAGGUCCUGGAGAUAAUUCAAGUGAAGGAUGAUCGAAUCGAAGAGUUACAGAAUAUUGUGGCUAAGCAAGCUCAGGAGAUCAGUGAUGGUCUAGCCAAGAAAGUGGAAUUGACGGAAAAAAAUGGCCGUAUUCAAGGGGAUAAUGACAGGCUUGAGGAGAAAGUGCGAAUACUGGAGGUCCAGGUGCGGUGUGAAGAGAACAGGGAGCGAAGUUUGGAAGACAACUUUCGAAAGUCAGUGGAAGGCACAGAGAAGGAGAAAUAUGAACUCAACCGCAAAAUUACGCGACUGACUUCAGAACUGGAAGUUGCCAAGUCAGAGAAGGCACAUGCUGUAAACAGGCAAAAGAUUUUGGAAGAGAGAAUUAAGGUUCUUGAAAAAGAAGUUUCUGAGAAAAUGGUGAGGUUUGAGGAGCUUGUUCGAGAGUGUUGAAGAACCAAGAGGACGCCUUCACCGUGGAAAGCUCUUCCCUCCAGCAGAUGUUCACCGACGUCAACUCUAGAUACGAGGCUGCCAAGAGGACGGAGGCUGACCUGAGACAGCAGGUCCUGGAGUUGAAGAAGAGUUUGAUGGACAAAGACGACAUCAUAUCCUCCCUCCACACACAAGAGCCAGGAGAAAACGGGCGUGUCACUGACCAGUCUCUGUCUCCCGGCCGGGGCUCCAGGCACCAGGACUACACGGGCAGCUUUCUGGACAUUGUCCAGGAAGUCGAUGCACUGAGUGCCACCAACAGCUCAAGGACCAACCAGCAAAAAGGUCGAGGGAGGUCCCUCGGAAGAAAUCUGGAUUCCGGUGGUCUUAUUUCUCCUUCCGUGGAUGCCAACAGGUCAAGGUCACUCUCACCCCCAACCCGGGAGCGAACUUUUUCAGACAGCAGGAAAAUAGAGGAGCUGGAGAAGGCAUUACAGCUGAAGUCGAGCCAGGUGGAGGAGCUGAAGCGAGCACACGACAGUCGUCUACAGCGGCUCCAGAACCUCCAGGCGAGCUACAGGCUGGCCCGGGAGGAGAUCAAAACUUACGAAUUUGGAAACAAACCUAAGGGGAAAAAACCUAAGCCUAAACGGGCGGACCCGAGAUCCUUACAGAAGGAGAACAGUGACCAAGUGUGGAAUGAGCUGUCGUUUUUCAAGACUGAGAACAGAUCACUCCAUGUAGACAAGAUGUGCCUCCAGGAAGAGGUGGACCUGCUGAGGGUACAGACGAGCCAGGACGCGGCUCAGAUACACGAGCUCAGAGUGUCGGUGGAGGCUCAGAGAGACGAGUAUGAGUUCCAGCUGCGACGAGUCCGGCGUGAACAGAGAGGAGCGGUGGAUGCUGAGAACCAGGUGCCUGUUCUUAAGUCUCAGGUUCACAACAAAACUGUUCACAUAGAAAAACUGGAGAGAGACAUGGACAGUGUCAUAUCCCAGAGAGAGGAUUUAGUACAGGAAAAGAGCAAACUGAUGUCCCAGCUGGUGGCCACGCAGCAAGAGGCGUCGCAGCACAGGAUGGAGUUGGCUGAUGUCAAGCACCAACUGCAGAGCGCUCGGCAUGAGAUGGAGGAAAUGAAGCAAAGGUCGCCUGUGGCCACAAUGUCUGCGGAGGAGGAGGAGGAGGGGGCGCAACUGGAGUCAGGGCAGAGCAACUCGGAGGUGGUCAACGCUGUGGCCUCCAGACUGAUGGACAGAGACAGGGUCAAGAAAAAAAGGAGGCGGGGAUCUUUGGAGAAAAAGUACCAGUCUGCCUUGAACAAAGGCAUGGAGAAGAUAGCGUCGCUUUUCACCGAAGAAGGUUGGGAAGAGGUGCCGAAUUCUUCAGAUGAGGAAUUUGAAUCAGAGGCGACCAGUCUUGGAGACACCAUAGUCACCCAUUCCCAGGGCAAGCCUAGUAAAUCUAUUAGUAGAUUUGCUGUUGAUAAAAAUGGAAAGAAGAUAAUUAAGCCGCGGAGAGUUCCAACCAGCCGCCCGCCCAACCGCAAGAAAGCCCAGAGUGAUGAGAGUCCCAGUGCAAAGUGCCAGUCUCCGCCUCGGGCCAGGUCAACACAUGACCAUGUCCAGCUCCGAGAGUUUGCCACAUCUCCCAUCGCAUUUCUGAGCGCUUCGUCCUCCUGUUCACCGCGAGCACAACCACCAGCCACAUUUCAGACGUCCGCGACCAGCACCACCACCACCGCGCGGGCCGAACCGUUACGCACAAACACGACUACAGCAAGACCUCUCCGACGCACCACGGCCGACAGCAGGCAACUGGCCAGUCUACGCCAGAGGGUGUCGCAUCUCCAGCAGCAGGUCUCCAUCCUGAAAAAGGCGAAGAUGCUGGCGGUCCACAGUGAGGAGAUGCUGAAGGAGAGCUUGACCAAAGCCCAGGGAGAGCUGACCUCUGUCUCCACGCGUCUCAAGGUCUCCAAACAGCAUGCUCAGAAACUUCAACUUGAUUUGGAAAAGCUUCAGAAGGAAAAGCAAGAUUUGGAGACAGGUGCUCGGAACAAACACGAUGGGAGAUUGGAAACAGGAGCAGACUUCCCAGAAAUGAAAGUUCUGGAAGCCAAGUUGAAGGUGGCGACCAGUGAGGUGUCUAGACAGUCUGCUUCUCUGAGGAGUGCAAAGACAGAGAACGACAGCUUGCAGGAGCAAGUGAGGAGUUUGCAAGACAGAAUCAACCAUCUGGAGAGAGAUGUGAACCAAAAACGCAACUUGCUGGAGAGUCAACGAAUCAAACUGAAGCAUGCCCAAGAUGUGAACAAGACAGACGCAAACAAUGUGGAGGAGUUACAAACAAAGAUAAAGAUGUUUGCAGACGGAAAUAACAAGUUGAAAGUGCAGGUGGAAUCCCUCAGGAAAAGAAUCAAUCUGGUGAUGAAGGAGAAGAAAGAAUACGAAGACAAAUUCAUCAAAGUCUCGCUAGACUUGGAUCACAAGGUGAAGCAGCUGAAAGAAGCAACGUCGUGCCGCACCGGCCUGGAGUCUGCGCUGUCGGAGCUGGAAGUGUCGGCCCAACAACAGCUGCACGGGCUGGCCACACAGUCGGAGGCGGCCAUCGACGCGGCCAAGGACAAACUGACCAUCGCACAGACCAGGCUGGCCCAGUUCCAGUCUAUGGUCAAGAUCCUCGGUGCAGAACUUAUCAGCCGCACAGAUAGAGCCCGGACCAAAAUGAAAGAAGCAAAAGCCAGCCAGGAGCGCUGUCAGAGGGAGGAGGACAUGUCCUUGAUGAGGGCUCAGGACAAGGCGCGGGACAUCCUCAAUCUUAGCCACUCAGACUUGGAGGACAUUAUGAGUGCGGAUGGGGAUAGGGACAGCCAGGAUUCCAUAGGAGGGGAUGACAGGAAGUCGGACAAGAGAUGGUUACGCAAGUGUGAAAAACUGAUGAAUAGCAAGGAGGAUUUUGUCCACCCUUUGAUCAGUCUACUUUUGCAGAAAAUGGAUGAAAGAGCAGAUUUGUUGAUCAAAAUGCCCAGAGGCAUAUAAAAUUGUGAUAUUAUUUUGAUGUUCAAAAGCCUUUUGUAAAGUUAUUACUCAUAGCGUCAGCAAACUGCUGAAAUGUUCCUAAGCCUAGAAAGCAAAACUUUUCAGGAGUGAGAAAAAUUGCAGUUACUUAACCCAAUUCACCCUACAUUGUUGCGGCUGUGCACUUGUGUCCACUUGACUUGUCGCAAGCCUGGGGGAAAUUAGGUCUGAACUUGACCCACUAACAUUAGACAUGCAUUGAGCCAAACUAUUUAAUGUAUCUAUUUUGCUUAGAUAUGACUUAAAAUGUUCUUUUAAUAUUAUUAGAGGGAAAGAUGAAGGAUAGAGCAGAGAAAACAAUAUGUUCUUCAUCAGAUUGCGACUCAUCGGCACUCGAUUUAGCCAGAACAACUUAUAGUAAAUCUAUAUCUAGAUCUAGCUUUUCUUCGAAGUUUUCAAGGCACUAAAAUGGAUCCGAUCACCUUGGGUUUUUUAAAAAUUUACGUCUACUUUCACUUUAUUUGCCGCUUAUGCCUAAAACAAAAUUAAAAACAUGAUUCAUGUAUUUUAUAAACACAAAAAUAGCCGUUUCACUGUUGUUUUUUGUGGCUGUUUUUUUCUUCAUCUUGUCCAUGGAGAUUUCAGUGCUCGCUUUCUUGCCAUGAUUUUCAGUGACAAAACAACAAAGCCAACUCGUACUUGGCGAAAAACUGAAUGAAGAUAAGCAAGCAAAAGUUUUUACAAGCUACAAGCAACCUAUUAUUUUCAAUAGAAACCUGGAUAAGUGGUUCGGACUCGAUUUUGUGGACUGGUAUUUUGCUACGACUAUUGUCGUAGCUCAGUGGACGGAAGCGCAUGGCAGCUAUGAAUACACUUGUAGCUCAGAUGCAGUGGGUUAAAUAAUUUUUCCUUGACUUUUUUAACAUUUAGAAUUUUAAUUUUUACCAAAUAUUCCUUGAUCAGGUGCAGCCAAUAUCACAGGUUAAGAAAUUGUAAUGAAAAAAAAAAAGUUCAGGGCGAAGUACGUUUGAACAGCUCGCUGGCAAUGUUUUUUCGAAUCUAUUUUUAUGUUUUGAAAAUUUAUUUGUUCAUGUUGAUGAGCCAAAAGAACCACUUGCUGCACUAUUUCUAUGGAAUCAAGAUAUUUUCUCUGCAAAUUUUCCUUUUCUCUAAUGUCCAUUACUCCACUUGUGUGGAGGUAUUUAAUCAUCAACAUUCCAGGAGCAAUAAUGUACUGUGUUUUAUCAAUGGCAUUCACUGACUGUAACAAUGGUGGUGGUUGUGUGACUUCGUGCUCUGUAUUUUUUUCUACCCUGAGAUGCUGUGCUCUUUGUGUUGUGUGCUAAAUAUCUACAAGGCAGGUAACUGUAAAGCAUGUACAGUUACUCUUUGUUCAAAAGUUUUCGGUUUUUGGUUUUAUUUAGCUCGGUUUGGUAGCACCAAAUUACUUUUAUUAGCAAAUCAUGUACUGAUCUUUUGUGGGUACCUCUUUGAAAUGAUCAAAUACUUCUUAUUGCUGGAAAAUUACUGAUUUCCCGAAGUAUUGAUUUUAUUUUUCACGUGACAAUCAAUGACAAUGAAUAUAAAGCAUUAAAGCUGUUUUGACGACUGAAGUUUCAAAAA